CAAUAGGAAGCAAAGAGGCUUGAUUAAUUUCCGAGGAGGAGGAGGAGGAGGAAGAAGAGGCUGAAUCGUGGCGAGGACGCAAGAGCGAGAGAGAGAAUCGGAGCUCAAUUCCUGUUUGGAAGACGGAGAGGAUCUUCUUAUUCAGGUUCCCAAAGAGGAGGAGACCUCAGCAGAACGAGACCUCGCUUCCUGUAAGGAAGAAAGUGAAAGUCUGUUUAUCCAGGUCCCCAAAGAAGAGGAGGAGGAGACCUCAGCAGAACCAGACCUCAUUUCCUGUUGGGAAGGAGGAGAAGAUCCGGUGAUGCAGGAACCCAAAGAAGAGGAGGAGACCUCAGCAAGAUACAUCUGGGGAGUCAAGGCUGAGGGAGAACCAUCUGAAGUAUCACUGGAAAAAGCUGAGGAGCAGAUGCAGGAGCAGAAACUGAGGAGUCAAGAUGGAGCAAAGAGACAAGAGGAGCGACAGACUCACACAGGGGACAAACCUUAUCAAUGCUUGGAGUGUGGAAAGAGCUUCAGUCGGAGUAGCCACCUUACUAGGCAUCAGAGAUGUCACACAGGAGACAAACCUUAUCAAUGCUUUGAGUGUGGAAAGAGCUUCAGUCGGAGUGGCCACCUUACUAGGCAUCAGAGAUGUCACACAGGAGACAAACCUUAUACAUGCUUCGAGUGUGGCAAGAGCUUCAGUGACAGUAGUGCCUUUAGUAAACAUAAAAGAACUCACACAGGGGACAAACCUUAUGAAUGCUUCGAGUGUGGAAAGAGCUUCAGUCAGAGUAGCCACCUUAUUUUGCAUCAAAGAACUCACACAGGGGACAAACCUUAUGAAUGCUUGGAGUGUGGAAAGAGCUUCAGUGACAGUAGUGCCUUUAGUAAACAUAAAAGAACACACACAGGGAACAAACCUUAUGGAUGCUUUGAGUGUGGAAACAGCUUCAGUGACAGUAGUGUCUUUAGUAAACAUAAAAGAACUCACACAGGAGACAAACCUUAUCAAUGCUUCAAGUGUGGAAAGAGCUUCAGUGACAGUAGCCACCUUACUUCGCAUCAAAGAAUUCACACAGGGGACAAACCUUAUCAAUGCUUCGAGUGUGGAAAGUGCUUCAGUCAGAGUAGCACCCUGACUGUGCAUCAAAGAACUCACACAGGAGACAAACCUUAUAAAUGCUUGGAGUGUGGAAAGAGCUUCAGUCAGAGUAGCCACCUUAUUUUGCAUCAAAGAAUUCACACAGGGGACAAACCUUAUGAAUGCUUGGAGUGUGGAAAGAGCUUCAGUGACAGUAGUGCCUUUAGUAGUCAUAAAAGAACUCACACAGGAGACAAACCUUAUAAAUGCUUGGAGUGUGGAAAGAGCUUCAGUCAGAGUGGCCACGUUACUUCGCAUCAAAGAACUCACACAGGAGACAAACCUUAUAAAUCCUUCGAGUGUGGAAAGAGCUUCAGCCAGAGCUGCAACCUUACUGUGCAUCAAAGAACUCACUCAGGGGACAAACCUUAUAAAUGCUUGAAGUGUGGAAAGAGCUUCAGUCAGAGUUGCAACCUUACAAUAUAAAAAUAUACAAUAUAAAAACUGAAAAAUCACCGGGCCCGGAUGGCAUCCAACCGAGAGUUCUCAAAGAACUCAAAUGUGAAAUUGCUGAUCUGCUAACUAAAAUAUGUAACUUGUCCCUUGGGUCCUCCUCCGUGCCUGAGGACUGGAAAGUGGCAAAUGUAACGCCAAUCUUCAAAAAGGGAUCCAGAGGGGAUCCCGGAAAUUACAGGCCAGUUAGCUUAACUUCUGUCCCUGGAAAACUGGUAGAAAGUAUGAUUAAAGCUAGAUUAACUAAGCACAUAGAAGAACAAGCUUUGCUGAAGCAGAGCCAGCAUGGUUUCUGCAAGGGAAAGUCCUGUCUCAGUAACCUAUUAGAAUUCUUUGAGAGUGAUCCAGUGGACAUAGUGUACUUAGACUUUCAAAAAGCGUUUGACAAGGUACCUCACCAAAGACUUCUGAGGAAGCUUAGCAGUCAUGGAAUAAGAGGAGAGGUCCUCUUGUGGAUAAGAAAUUAGUUUAGAAGCAGAAAGCAGAGAGUAGGAAUAAACGGAUAGUUCUCCCAAUGGAGGGCUGUAGAAAGUGGAGUCCCUCAAGGAUCGGUAUUGGGAACUGUAAUUUUCAACUUGUUCAUUAAUGACCUAGAAUUAGGAGUGAGCAGUGAAGUGGCCAAGUUUGCUGAUGACACUAAAUUGUUCAGGGUUGUUAAAACAAAAAGGGAUUGCGAAGAGCUCCAAAAAGACCUCUCCAAACUGAGUGAAUGGGCAGAAAAAUGGCAAAUGCAAUUCAAUAUAAACAAGUGUAAAAUUAUGCAUAUUGAAGCAAAAAAUCUUAAUUUCACAUAUACGCUCAUGGGGUCUGAACUGGCGGUGACCGACCAGGAGAGAGACCUCGGGGUUGUAGUGGACAUCACGAUGAAAAUGUCGACCCAGUGUGCGGCAGCUGUGAAAAAGGCAAAUUCCAUGCUAGCGAUAAUUAGGAAAGGUAUUGAAAAUAAAACAGUCGAUAUCAUAAUGCCAUUGUAUAAAUCUAUGGUGCGGCCGCAUUUGGAAUACUGUGUACAGUUCUGGUCGCCUCAUCUCAAAAAGGAUAUUAUAGAGUUGGAAAAGGUUCAGAAGAGGGCAACCAGAAUGAUCAUGGGAUGGAGCGACUCCCUUACGAGGAAAGGUUGCAGCAUUUGGGGCUUUUUAGUUUAGAGAAAAGGCGGGUCAGAGGAGACA
Messenger RNA from Rhineura floridana, 2745 nucleotides. RefSeq names its product zinc finger protein 135-like. Gene Ontology annotation, biological process: regulation of transcription by RNA polymerase II. Lineage: Eukaryota; Metazoa; Chordata; Lepidosauria; Squamata; Rhineuridae. The record is from RefSeq and is a predicted model, not a curated record. The transcript has 5 exons. Gene Ontology annotation, molecular function: DNA-binding transcription factor activity, RNA polymerase II-specific; RNA polymerase II cis-regulatory region sequence-specific DNA binding. Bases 302 to 1549 code for a protein of 415 amino acids. Gene Ontology annotation, cellular component: transcription regulator complex; PcG protein complex.